Messenger RNA from Phytophthora sojae, 438 nucleotides. RefSeq lists its product as hypothetical. The transcript has a single exon. The record is from RefSeq and is a predicted model, not a curated record. Lineage: Eukaryota; Oomycota; Peronosporomycetes; Peronosporales; Peronosporaceae. Bases 70 to 438 code for a protein of 122 amino acids.
AUGCGGGCCCACUACCUUUCCGUGCUCGUUGUUGCAGCCAUUGCGUUGUGCAGUGAUCUUGUUUCAGCAAUGGGAAGUGAACGCCACCUUAGAGACCAGGAAAUGGUUGCUGAUCAAGACGCCACCAACAUCGAAGAGCGAGCGAUCUCGGAUAUCGCCAGAAGUGUCAAGGAGUGGGCGCGAAACACGAAGGCGUUGUCUGACGAGGACAAGGUGGCCAAGGCGAUGGCGCUGCUUAACAAGGAGGCUUCCUUUAAAGUCCUGUACAAGCACAAACUGACACCGGAUCAUGUGUACACGGCGCUCAAACUGCAGAUUAGGAUGAGGAGUGCGUACGGUUCUGGGAAGUGGAACAGCCUUUUGAAGAGCGAGGACUACCUCUUGUGGCAAGAUUACUACUCAUUCUGGAAUCUGGCGCAAAGAAGCAAGAACGUGUAG